AAUUUAUAAUGGUCUAUCAAGAUCACUUGACUAAAUUUGUUAUUUUACGACCACUUAAAUUUAAACGGGCUGAAGAAGUUGCGUAUAACUUACUCGAUAUUUUCACUCUUUUCGGUGCACCAAAUAUACUCCACUCAGAUAAUGGGAGAGAAUUCGUAAAUGCUGUUAUUACAAAUUUGUGUAGUUUGUGGUCUGAAGUGAAAAUAGUUCACGGAAAAGCUCGCCACAGUCAGUCUCAAGGUUCUGUGGAGCGUGCCAAUCAGGAUAUAGAAAGUAUGAUUGCGACGUGGAUGGAGACAAAUAAAACAACGAAAUGGUCAGAGUCCUUAAGAUUCGUACAAGCUAUGAAGAACGGAGCUUUUCAUUCUGGAAUCAAACGCUCCCCAUAUGAAGCAAUGUUUGGGAAUAAAAUGAAAAUGGGAUUAGCAAAUUCAAUUAUUCCAAAAAAAUGUACUACCAGGACUGCAAACAGAAGAGGAUUUAGAGGCAGCACUUACCGAACCAAAGGCAAAUAUAGUUGA
Melanaphis sacchari is the source of this 521-nucleotide messenger RNA. RefSeq names its product KRAB-A domain-containing protein 2-like. The transcript has 2 exons. The record is from RefSeq and is a predicted model, not a curated record. Gene Ontology annotation, molecular function: nucleic acid binding. Gene Ontology annotation, biological process: DNA integration. Bases 9 to 521 code for a protein of 170 amino acids. NCBI's taxonomy places the organism in Eukaryota, Metazoa, Arthropoda, Insecta, Hemiptera, Aphididae.